AGCCGACAUGCCUUAUAUACCAGUUCCGGCGUGUCAUGCCCCGGCUCCGGAUGUCUGUGUGACAAGAAGAGCAGAUCCUACCUCAACACGAUGAGGUUCUUCGAAAGUUUUACGGCGUUGGCGUUACUUGCUUGCGGCGUGAACGCGACGCUCCAGAUCGUACCUGGUGGAACCUGGACAGCUACCAACACUGGGAAACAUAUCCAAGCGCAUGGCGGUGGCAUGCUCAAAAUGGGUGAGACCUACUACUGGGUCGGCGAAGACAAGACGGACGGCUCGGCUUUCCAGAACAUCAACUGCUACUCCAGUCAGAACCUCGUGGAAUGGAAAUACGAAGGUGCUCUGCUCUCGCGCACCAGCUCUGGCGAUCUUGGACCGAACCGCAUCAUCGAGCGCCCGAAGGUCAUUUACAACAAGGCCACGAAGAAGUACGUACUUUGGAUGCACAUUGACAGCAGUAACUACGGCGAUGCGAAAGUCGGUGUCGCGACUGGGGAUACUGUUUGCGGGAAGUUUGAGUACAAGGGGAGCUUUAGGCCGCUGAAUUUUGAGAGUCGGGAUAUGGGAUUGUUCGUGGAUGACGACGACAAGGGGUAUCUUUUGACCGAAGACCGAAAGAACGGCCUCCGCAUCGAUCUCCUUUCAGACGACUACCUCACCGUCAAGAGCUCCACCUACCUCUGGAAAGACAGCAUCGAAUCGCCCGCCAUGAUCAAGAAGAACGGCGUCUACUUCAUGUUCGGCUCUAAGCUAACAGGCUGGGAUCCUAACGACAACGUCUACAGCACUGCAACCCAGAUCUCCGGCCCGUGGUCCUCCUGGAAAACCUUCGCCGACUCCGGAUCCAAAACCUACACCUCGCAAACAAACUUCAUCCUGCCGCUCGGUGACAAUGCUAUGUACAUGGGUGAUCGCUGGGUCUCAAGUAACUUGAUGCGGUCUACGUAUGUAUGGCUGCCGUUGACGCUCUCUGGCACGACAGCGAGCAUGAAGAACGCUGUGAACUGGGUCCCGAACGUGCAAUCUGGAUCCGCAUCUUCCGGCCCUAGCGAGAACAGCUACGAAGGCGAGUCUGCGCAGCUUUCGGGCGGAGCUAAGACCGUUUCCUGCUCUGGGUGCUCAGGGCAAAGUUCCGCGGGCUAUGUCGGCGGAGACAAUAACGGAGUGGUUACGUUUUCGGAGGUACAGAGUUCGGCGACGACGCGUACGACGAUCCGCAUCAAGUAUCUGAAUGGGGAUAGCAGCCAAAGGUUUGCGGAUGUAAGUGUCAAUGGAGGAGCCGCGCAGAGGGUUGCUUUCCUACCUUCAGGAGGGUCGGAUCCGGUUUCGAGUUCGCUCCACGCAGAUUUGAAGGCGGGCUCGAAUACGAUCAAAGUCAGUAUGAGCGGUUCAUGGGGACCGGAUAUUGAUCGGUUGAUGGUGCCGUCUUCGUAGUUUGAUACAUAUUAGCAAAUAUCACGUGCGGCAUGAAGGCA
Molecule: messenger RNA, 1475 nt
Organism: Trematosphaeria pertusa
Lineage: Eukaryota; Fungi; Ascomycota; Dothideomycetes; Pleosporales; Trematosphaeriaceae
Product: carbohydrate-binding module family 35 protein
Exons: 4
Coding region: 91-1434 (447 amino acids)
Biological process (GO): carbohydrate metabolic process
Molecular function (GO): hydrolase activity, hydrolyzing O-glycosyl compounds; carbohydrate binding
Source: RefSeq, a predicted model, not a curated record